AACUGGGCCGUUGGAUCUUUUCCUCUUCUCGAUCUUGGCAUCCGUCUUCUUUCGCUGUUCUUCUUGGGCAUCCAAUGACCUUCCCCUUUCCCUCUCCCACGCCGAUGAUCUUGAAACAAAACCCAGCAUAAAAAGAAACACUGCAACAAUUACUAAUAGAAGAGCAUCACGAUGGUGACGGUAACGCCCAAACAACGCAGUAAAAAGAGCUCCAAGACAAUAGUCUUUGCCACUUUGGCAGUUGUGGCUCUUGUCGUCAUUGCCGUCCUUUCCAAAGGAACUUCUUCAUCCUCACUGUUGCGACAGACUUCCAAACCACUGGCCACUGCCAAGACGGUGCAGUUAUCAGACACCAAUAAUCCUCAAGACACUAACAAAGAUCCAGAAAUAUCACAAAAACAACAACAACAUGACGAGUGUCCCUACAUGAGCAUUCACGAUCUCUCCGAAGACGAACGAAAUCCUGCCAAAGGAGAGAGACACAUGAUCACACCACCCAGAGGAGGAAUGAUUCAUCUCGUGUGUUGCCAAACCACGCAAGGGCCAUUCAAUACACUCGUUCAUGAACAAUGGGCACCCAAUGGAGCCAAACGAUUCCUGGAAAUGGUCACCACGGGAUAUUUCAAUUCCAAAUUUGGAGUCCCACUCAUGCGCUGUGUCCAGGGAUUCCUCUGUCAAUUUGGACUCAACAGUGAGCCACAAUUGUCCAAACGAUUCAAAGAAACCAUUCCGGACGAUGCCAAUUGGUUGCCAGAAGGACCCAAAUAUCGACAAAAUGAAGAGGGCGUCAAACGAUUUGCAACCGGAUAUAUGGCAUAUGCCGGGGGUGGUAAACACACACGCGAUAUGCAACUCAUUGUGUCGUUGGAUAAUAUUCCAACAUUGGCCGGUGGAUCUCCUUGGGAAGUGCCCUGGGGAGAAUUGGUGGGACAACAUUCCCUUGACACUUUUUCCAAAGUCUACACGGGGUAUGGGGAUAAUGGACCCCCACAAGGGGAUCUGUGGUCCAGAGGAAUUACCCCGGCAGACAAGGAAAAGUUUCCAAAAUUGGAUUAUGUCACUGGUUGCGCCGUGGUCGAUCAGCAAAUACAGGAAUAGAUAGAAUAUGGAUUGAACGAAUGAAGGCAAAACUAUCGAAUACAACGAUUCGCGAGAUUGAGUUGGCAUGCAACACCUUUUGGUGGUCUUCUAGUGGUCGUCCUGGCAGUUCAAAGAAACGAAACUCCAACAAAAGGAGGCUCAAGGAAAUUGGCAGACCACAAAUGCGAUUUGAAUAGAGAUCAGAUGGCACUCCCGCCACAUAGUUAGUUAGAUUGUGUUGUGUUAUCGGCGCUCUUAUGAAUUUCCCCUUGAUCAAUGAUCUUUCCCCGUAGCGGAGCGCACCGUAGACCAGAAUGUACAUGAUAUA
Seminavis robusta is the source of this 1408-nucleotide messenger RNA. The record is from the annotation of a GenBank genome assembly. Lineage: Eukaryota; Bacillariophyta; Bacillariophyceae; Naviculales; Naviculaceae.